Linnemannia hyalina is the source of this 1494-nucleotide messenger RNA. NCBI's taxonomy places the organism in Eukaryota, Fungi, Mortierellomycota, Mortierellomycetes, Mortierellales, Mortierellaceae. The record is from the annotation of a GenBank genome assembly.
AUGUUUACUCAGGACCAGCCUCGCCUCCGCAACUGGAUUAACGGUCAGUUCGUCGACGUAGUCGCCUCGGGCUCAGACCAACCCGUCAAGACAAUCCCUGUCACCAGCCCCUACAACGCAAGGGUCAUUGGACAUGUCCCGCUCUCCACUGCCACCGACGUUGCCGACGCUGUCGCUGCUGCUCAAGCCGCAUUUCCCGCCUGGUCAUCGCGCACCAUCAAGGACAGGGCCGCUAUCCUGAUCAAGUUCCACUCCCUCUUGACCAAGCAUGUUGACCAACUGGCCGAUAUAGUCGUCUUGGAGCAUGGCAAGAACAAGGCCGAGGCCAUUGCCAGUGUCCUCAAAGGCCAAGAGACUGUCGAAUACGCCCUUUCUUUGCCUCAGGUCGUCCAAGGAAAGAUGCUCGAGGUGUCCAGAGGAAUUACUUGCUAUGAUACCCGCGUUCCAUUGGGAGUCAUUGCCUCAGUCGUCCCAUUCAACUUUCCAGUCAUGGUGCCCAUGUGGACUUUGCCUAUUGCCAUCGCCAUGGGCAAUACCAUGGUGCUCAAGCCAAGCGAGAAGGUCCCGUUCACCAUGACCAAAAUUGUUGAGCUCCUCAAGGAAGCAGGAUUGCCUGAUGGCGUUGUGAACCUUGUCCAUGGAACUGCUGAUGCCGUCAAUGCGCUCAUCGACCAUGAAGACGUCAAGGCAGUGACGUUCGUGGGAACUUCACAUAUUGCCGAAAUGGUCUCCCAGAGAUGUCACAAGCUCAACAAGCGCGUCCUUGCCCUGGGUGGCGCCAAGAACCAUAUGAUCUCGGCGCCCGACCGCAACAUUGAGAUGACUUCGACGGAUGUAGUCAACUCUUACAGCGGCUGCAGUGGUCAGCGCUGUAUGGCUGCUACGGUCCUCUUAACGAUUGGUCAUCAGCAGGAACUCGUCGACAAGAUUGUUGCCAAAUCAGAGGCCCUUCGCCCAGGAAGCACGGCAGGAGCGGUGGGACCCGUCAUUGAUCAAGCGUCGGUAGACAAGAUCACUCGGUACAUCAACGAGGCUGAGGCGUCUGGUGCAAGGAUUCUCGUUGAUGGGCGUCCAUGGACCAAGAACCAGUCCGAAGGCUUCUGGGUAGGACCUACCGUCAUCCUGCAUACCAACAAGCAGGAUGCUGCUCUUCAUGACGAAAUCUUUGGACCCGUCUUGUCGAUCCUUGCUGUCGACACCGCAGAAGAGGCAUUGGCUAUUGAGAACGCCAACCCUUACGGCAAUGCAGCCUGCAUCUACACCAGCUCAGGAGCUAUUGCGGAUCACUUUACCAAGCGCUUCAGUGCCGGCAUGUGUGGCGUCAACAUUGGUGUCGCUGUCCCAAGAGAGCCAUUCUCGUUUGGCGGAUGGAACAAGAGCCGCUUUGGAAACCAUUGUGAUAUUACUGGAGAUGGUGGAGUCGAGUUCUUUUCGAUGAGGAGAAAGGUCACGACCAAGUGGGUCGCUCAGGAGAAUGCCUCCUGGAUGAGUUAA